Spinacia oleracea (spinach) is the source of this 576-nucleotide messenger RNA. RefSeq lists its product as uncharacterized. The transcript has a single exon. Gene Ontology annotation, molecular function: catalytic activity. The record is from RefSeq and is a predicted model, not a curated record. The coding region runs from base 1 to 576 and encodes 191 amino acids. NCBI's taxonomy places the organism in Eukaryota, Viridiplantae, Streptophyta, Magnoliopsida, Caryophyllales, Amaranthaceae.
AUGGUGUGGAACGUUCAAGGUGUGGGUAGUAAACCCUUUGUUACCGCGCUUAAAGACUUAGUACCCAUUUACAAGCCCAAUGGUAUUGCGCUUGUGGAACCACAUAUGGGGGGAAACCAAGCCCUUUCAAUUGCCUCGACUCUAGGCUACUCUGGACAUACCCGUGUUGAUGAUAUGGGUUUUAGUGGAGAAAUUCGGAUUUUCUGGAAACCGGAUAUUGUCACCGUGGAACCUAUCAUUAAGCAUAAUCAACAAAUUACUAUAGACAUUAAGAGAGUUGGAGCAAUUCCUUCGUAUUUUACAGCUAUAUAUGCGAGUCCUGACCCAAUGAAACGUAGAGAGUUAUGGAAUGAACUACGAGAAUUUUCCAUGACACAUAACAAGCCAUGGCUCAUUGCGGGAGAUUUUAAUGAUACAAGUUUUUCGUCAAAGAGAAGUAGUGCUUGCUAUGAGACAACGGGACGAGCAACGAGAUUUGAUGGAUGGGUGGAGGAGAUGGACUUAAUAGAAGUUGAAUUUGUUGGAGCCUUGAUGAAUUUAAAAGUGAUAACGCAAGUGCACGGUGUCUGUUGUUAG